This is a messenger RNA of Lactuca sativa (garden lettuce), 1555 nucleotides long. RefSeq names its product zinc finger (C2H2 type) family protein (gene SUF4). The record is from RefSeq and is a predicted model, not a curated record. Gene Ontology annotation, biological process: regulation of DNA-templated transcription. Gene Ontology annotation, cellular component: nucleus. Gene Ontology annotation, molecular function: DNA binding. NCBI's taxonomy places the organism in Eukaryota, Viridiplantae, Streptophyta, Magnoliopsida, Asterales, Asteraceae.
AAAGUUUUGUGAUUCGCAAAGAAGAAACAGCAGCAGUAGAAACCCUAGAACGUUUUUUCUUCUUUGCCUGCGAAUCAAAUCAAAUACACAUACAAACAUAUCUACGGAGGGAGUAUUAAUUUGGUGAGCGACUGCUUCUUUGUGUGCGUGUGUGUGUGUGUGUGUUUGAAGUUUGGUGAGAUGGGGAAGAAGAAGAAAAGAGUUUCAUCAGACGUUUGGUGUUAUUAUUGCGACAGAGAAUUCGACGAUGAGAAGAUCUUGGUUCAGCACCAGAAGGCGAAGCAUUUCAAGUGCCAUGUCUGCCAUAAAAAGCUUUCAACCGCCGGUGGUAUGGCCAUCCAUGUCCUGCAGGUUCAUAAAGAAACUGUCUCCAAGGUUCCAAAUGCUAAAGAGGGCAGAGAAUCAACAGAUAUUGAAAUUUAUGGCAUGCAGGGGAUCCCACCAGAUGUAUUGGCAGCUCAUUAUGGUGAUGAAGAUAAUGACAACCCGACAAAAGUUGGAAAAAUGGAGAUUCCUUCUUCUCAUGUUGGGUUGAUUCCAGGAUCUUUAGGGUAUCCUCCAGCAACAAUGCAGUCUAUUUACAACCCUGGAAUAGGUCGUGGUGGUUGGGCGGUGGCACCUCGGCCACAGCCAUGGUUUCAACAGAAUUCAGUUGGCUCAAUUCCUUCAAUGGUGGUGCAACAACAACAACAACAGCAGCAGCCUUUAUUUCCUGUUCAAACUAUGAGGGCUCCUAUCUCAUCAUCAUCAGGGGUACAAUUGUCAUUUCCAGUUGCUCCUCCUGGAUCCUCCACACCUUCUGUUCUUGUAUCUCAGCCUUUGUUUCCUGUUGUUGCUGCUCAAACCUCACCAUAUUCUGCUGCCACCAUUCCUCCAUUGACUUCUUCUCCUUUAGAUUUAAACAACACAACCGAUUUGCAUGGAGGACUUAAUAUGAAUAUGCCAAGGGGAUAUCAUAAUCCUGCUUUUCAAGGUGGGGCAGCGGUUACUUCACAUUCUUAUGCUUCCGGGCCCAAUACAGGUGGGCCUUCAAUUGGGCCGCCACCUGUCAUUGCAAAUAAAGCUCCUGUUAUUCAACCACCAACAAAUGAAGUCUACUUAGUCUGGGAUGAUGAAGCCAUGUCCAUGGAGGAAAGAAGAAUGUCUUUACCAAAGUAUCAGGUUCAUGAUGAAACAAGCCAGAUGAGCUCAAUUGAUGCGGCUAUUGAUAGGAGGAUUUCAGAAGGUAGGCUUGCUGGUAGAAUGGCCUUCUAGAAGCUUUGUUAUCAAGAAAGAAAGAAAGAAAGAAAGAGAGAAUUUGCAAAUGGUGAUUAUGUUCUUGUUAUUGGAAUCAAAGAGAAAAAAAAAGGAAAGCUUGUUGCUAUUUAGAAAGUGUAUUAAGGGAUAAAUGAUGUUUAAAGUUUUUUCUUUUUUUUUUUUAUUUUUUUUUUAAUGUUAAUCAGGAGUGAUGAGUUGGAAGUGAAUUUUUUUUAGGUGUUUGGAAUGGGAAAAUUUGUUAUAGUUGAAGCAUGGGUUCAAAGACAUGUAGUUUUAAAUAGAGAUUAGUUUUUAUAUA